This is a messenger RNA of Trichechus manatus latirostris (Florida manatee), 6817 nucleotides long. RefSeq names its product ATPase Na+/K+ transporting family member beta 4 (gene ATP1B4). The transcript is spliced from 8 exons. Lineage: Eukaryota; Metazoa; Chordata; Mammalia; Sirenia; Trichechidae. The coding region runs from base 168 to 1220 and encodes 350 amino acids. Gene Ontology annotation, biological process: potassium ion transport; regulation of DNA-templated transcription; sodium ion transport. Gene Ontology annotation, cellular component: sodium:potassium-exchanging ATPase complex; nuclear inner membrane. The record is from RefSeq and is a predicted model, not a curated record.
UGAGAGAGGGGCAUGUUGGAUUAUUUUGGGGAAGGGCUCAUGCCAGGAGGGUUCACUUUUACUAGGUGCCAAGUGUCCCCAGCAGCCAGUGUCUCCUGUACCAGCAGAAGUUCCAGAACUCUCAUCCACUUGUCUGCUUCUGCCACGUCUUUGCCCACUGAGCAGCCAUGAGACAGCAACUCCGGUCCAGAAGGGCUCCAACCUUUCCCCAUGGCUAUCGCUACAGACUUGAUGAUCAGGAUGAAGUGAACCAGAACUACUUGGCAGAUGAAGAGGAGGAAGCAGAGGAAGAGGCUCGGGUGAUGAGGGUACCCAAUUUGGAGGAGGAAGAGAAAGAAGAGGAGCAAAAGGAGGAGGAAGAGGGUCAGGGUCAGCCAACAGGCAAUACCUGGUGGCAGAAAUUGCAGCUCAUGAACGAAUACCUGUGGGAUCCGGAGCAAAGGAUGUCUCUGGCCCGAACAGGUCAGAGUUGGAGCCUGAUCUUGGUCAUUUACUUCUUCUUCUAUGCCUCUCUGGCUGCUGUGAUAACUGUCUGCAUGUACACGCUAUUUCUGACCAUCAGUGCUUACAUGCCGACCUUCACUGAGAGGGUGAAGCCUGCUGGAGUUAUGAUCAGACCCUUCGCCCAUAGCCUUAACUUCAACUUCAACGUCUCUGAACCUGACACUUGGCAGCAUUAUGUGAUUAGCCUAAAUGGCUUUCUCCAGGGUUAUAAUGACAGUCUUCAAGAGGAAAUGAACGUAGAUUGUCCGCCAGGACAGUACUUCAUCCAAGAUGGCAAUGAGGAUGAGGACAAGAAAGCCUGCCAAUUUAAGCGUUCCUUUCUGAAGAACUGCUCUGGUUUGGAGGACCCUACUUUUGGCUACUCUACUGGACAGCCCUGCAUUCUUCUAAAGAUGAACCGGAUUGUAGGCUUUCGUCCUGAGCUUGGAGAUCCUGUGAAGGUUUCCUGCAAAGUUCAGAGAGGUGAUGAAAACGACAUCCGAUCCAUCCAUUACUACCCAGAGUCGGCUUCUUUUGACCUCCGCUACUACCCUUACUACGGCAAACUCACUCACGUUAACUACACCUCCCCCCUGGUGGCAAUGCACUUUACAGAUGUGGUGAAGAACCAAGCGGUGCCUGUGCAGUGCCAGCUGAAGGGCAAAGGCAUCAUAAACGAUGUCAUCAACGAUCAUUUUGUGGGUAGGGUAAUCUUUACCCUGAACAUAGAAACCUAAGGACUUCAGGGGGCCAGCUCUACCAGUUCUGUUUCUGCUUUAUUUCAUGUUACCACUGGUAGCACCCAAAUUCUUUUUCUCCAAUCAGGACACAGCCAGAUCAUCUUUUCUUGCCUUUUGACAUGUGUGUAAAAUGACAUUGUGGGAGCGGUUUGAUUUUUUUCAAGGUAGUCUCUCCCGAUGACAAAUAGAUUAUAUUCAUUUCCUUUCCCUCCACUUAAAACUAAAACCCAUUCUUGCUGCUAGGCUUCUCACUGUAGUGUAAACAUAAGCACUGAUAAAAUUCAAAAUAGUCUUGAAGGAGAACUUCAAUGGUGAUUAUAAAUCCAUCGUGUUUUCUAAAAGUUUGUUGUUUUUAGAGGUGAGAUUCCUCCCAACCAAGCUGAUAAUCUAACUUUUUUUUUUAACUGCCUGGCAAGGUCCAAUCAGACCAACCCAGAAUACACUUCCAGCCACCAUACCUAGGGAACUCUAUACACAAGUGUGCUGAGAAACUCACUGCCUGACUCCAAAGACCCAAGUCUUCCCAUAGGCAAUUAUAUACUGAUUCGAAGACUGGGUUAUCUUCAACUGGGACAGAAAGCAGUGCUGACUGGAUGCUGUUCUGGGAUAGAAAAAUGAAGACAUUCCCUGUGACUUUUUUGGGCAGUGGAUCCCGCUGCUACUGGGGAGAACACCUAUCAUAUGGAUGUGAUUGAUACUUGAUUCUUUGCUCUAGGAUGCAACCAUUCAAAGGCAAACAUUCCUGUAAACAGAUUUGUCUCAGCUUCAGGCAGAGGAGAAAACAAGGAGGAAUAUCUCUCCCAGCUAAUUCUUCUUGGACUAUUUGUUUGACAGUAGUGUGAGGCUCUUUUGGACCAUCAGGGAUGGGUGUGUUGACACCCAGCUACAGCUCUGGUGGUUAAAAUCAGGGUCUUCCAGCUAAUACAUGGCAAGACAGAAAGUUCCUGCCAGGCCACCUACACUCAACGCUGAUUAGCCAGUUUUGCAUUUUCUUUAAAAAUGAUUUGAGACAGAUGUUUCUCCAGGUUGUGAAUCAGCCAGGCUGUUUUGCCUUAUCUUUGGCCAUGUCACUGCUUCUUAUCACCUCCACCAGGGGGAGGGCUGGGACAAAGAGAGAAGGCAGGCAUCACAGAAUAGCUUAAAUGCCGCCUAGAAGCAACGAGAGCCUGAUCGCCUCUAAAUGUUUACCUUCUCUCAAAACAGGGAAUCCGUAGUCUAGUGAAGGAGACAAAGAAGUAACUACAAUCUAGUGUGACAAGAGUUAUAAAACUAGUACAGUGAAACCUGUGAGAGCUGGAACUCGAUGGGGCUGCCGUGUUUUUCCGGGUCUCGCAAGUUUUCCACCUUUGACAGAGUACAGCUUACCACUUUUCUAUCACCCAUUUUAGUGGAAAAUAUUUGAGUUUUCCUUCUCUGACAGGUUUCCGCUUCACACAGGUUCUGGCUUUCGCAGGUUUUACUGUACACGGAAAUGCUAUGAGAGCAUGAGGAAAAGUAACUAAGCCGAGCUGAGAAAGUAGCAGUGGGAAUUUCACGUGCAAAGUCACAAUCAUACAAGGCCAUGUUGUAACUGUGAGCAGCUCACAUAGCUAGAGUGCAAAGGGUUCAAAGGAAUGGCAGGGAGUGGCAGGAGCUGGGGCUAGAGAGGUAGGCAGGGACUCCCGAGGAGUUUGAGUUUUAUCCGGUAGGUAAAAAGGAAUCAUUAAAGCAUCUUAAGCAAGGAAGCGCUGUGAUCAUAUUUGCAUUGUAGAAAGAGCACUUUGGCAGCCACAGUGUGAAGGGUGGAUUGGAGAGGGGCAAGACUGAGGAACGGGGAAUCAAGGAGGAGGCGUCCAGAAUGACUCCGAGGUUUUGAGCUUGGCUAGAAUGAGUUGGAUGGUGACACUGUUGAUCAAGACUGGGAAUACAAGAGAGAAGUAGGUUCGGAGAAGAUGUUGAGAUCAGUUUUGGACAUUUUAGGCCUGUGAUUCCUACUGGACAGACAUUGAUGUGAAGAUGUAAACACAGGUGCGGUUACGGAGAAGGAAAGCAGAGAAUACAAGCGACAUUUGCUUAAGUGAACUCUCUUAAGAAAUUCUAAGCUGUUUAAUCUCGGGAACUUAAGCCAGGUAUAGAAACAUACCACACCAAUCUAGUCCCUCAGAUAGCAUUUUUCCCUUGGCUUUGCAGCAGAAAGGACUGCUAUUGCUCUGUGGAAUCUCCUCCCCAGACACCACCCAAAUCUUAUUGAGAGUAGAGGGGGGUGGGGUUGCUAACCGUUAUUAACAAGUGAUAGAAGAUACACUACAGCAGGUCUGUGGAAAACAGAGAAAAACAAGAACGUGUCUCCUCCCAACCCCUUUCCUGACCAAAUUCCAUGUUCAAAAUUAACUUAAAAAGAACAAAAUGCUUAAAGACAGCAACAACUUUAAAGCCAUUUAAAAAUUACCUCAAAUAAUCAAACCCUCAAGAUUCAGUAGUAAAAGAUAAUAGAACAUUAGAUCUGGAAGGGAUUGUAGAGAGCGUUUAGUGAGAACAACCUGCAUUGCAUCUGACUCCAGGUCCAGUGCUCUUUCUACUCUGAGUUGCUGCUUACAAGGAAGUACUAUCUUUUAAAAAAUCAAUGAAAAAUAUCCCCAAGCAUUUUUAAACAUGUCAAAUUUGAAUUAGAAUAGUUAACAUUUCACAGGAUUCAACUACUGGUGCUAUAUUUUAUACUAAUAUAAUAUCCUGUUAAAUACGUUGACUAUUAAUCAGACAAGGUAUUAUGAAUCUUUUGUCAUACAGUACUUCUCAGUCAAUGGAAUCCAUCAGGUCCACAGUUUCAAAGCAGUAUUGGAUGUUGGCUAAGAUAGUUUGAUUUGUUGACUGGGACAUGGAAAAAAAAAAGCUUUAUUAUACAGAACUGGAUAUUAUAGUAUAUUCAUUAAAAUUGAACACUGUUUAAUAAACUUCCAGUAGAUUAAUUUAAAUAGUUCCCCAUACUGUGUUGUACCAGGAUCUGGUGCAUAUACCAUCUGUUGCAAUGCACUUGGUUUUACUUGGUUGUCGAUGAGAAAGAAUACUUCCAAAUACCUCCAUGGUUUUGUCCAUUCUAGAUUUUGAUUUUGAUUUUUCAUCCCCACACCUCUGGAAUUAUUAUUCUAAAGUAACCUCUCUUAGGCAUCUAUUUUCUGGGGAUCUUUAUGAAGAAAACAUUAACAUUGUCUUGGGGAGAUGUUGACAACAAUAAAUCGAAAUUAAAAAAAUGUAUGAUUUCUCUUUCUAGCCUUCAUCACUGAUUUUCCCGUAGAAAUAUUGGACAGGAAUAUGGAGAGAAAAUAUGACAACUCACAGCCUAGAAGUUAAAGACCCGUUUUUCUUCUUCUUCUCCUUUUCCCUUUCCCUUUUUUGGCUCAUGGGAUUUAGCCACAGCAGAGUAAAACUAAAAGUUGUUUAAUUUCUGAGCAUUUUUCCUUUUGCAGCAUCCGUGCUCCAGUUUCUCAGAAGGCUGCUUUGUCAUCAAGGUUCAGUCCUGGUAUAAGUUGUUCUGUUUGUAUAGCAGAGGAACACUAAGAGAAAAUUUGAGGUUGGGGGAAGGAACCAAAAUCCAAAGAGUCAUUCUACAAUGGCUUGAUGAAAGCCUGGAUAGGUGGCUACAGGGCACAUCUGGCCACAAACUGUCUCUCGGAUCAAAUCUCUAGUGGCAAUUGCUGUUAACAACAGAAAUAUUUCCAGUUCCUUGCUCAACUCAGAGGCUAGGCUGAAGCAUGUUGCUUUGAUGCUGGACAGGUUUCAGUGGCGCUUCCAGACUAAGACAGACCAGGCAGAAAGGCCUGGUGUUCGUCUUCCGAAAAAAUCAGCCCAUGAAAACCUUACGGAGCACAGUUCUACUCUGACACACAUGGAAUCACCACGAGUGGGAAUCAACUCAACAGCAACUGUUUACACCUUAUUUAACCUAUUCUAAGAUGCGCUCUCCCCCACAUUUUAACAUUUCUGAAAUUGGAGUGAAUUUUACAAUUGACGGCAUCUUAUAAUUUCCAUUGACCAGGUAGCACAUAUAACAGACAACACUGUCUGCACAUUUGCAAACUAGGUCUUAGCUGUUCAUAUUGUUAUCACUUCAGGUGAGACAUGCUCAUUGUUGGUACUAUAUGUUGUGUUUAGAACAUUGUCAAAGUUAUUUCACCAUGAUUAUGCAUUGAAAUGAAAAGUUGAUGUUUACAGAGAAAGUUCUAGAAAAAGCGCAGUAGGGCAUAGUAGAAGCAAACAUCCAUCAUUCAAGGAAUGACCUCGGUUUUCCAUUUUUUCCUAUACAACAACAAUAAGUGCUGUGUACUACCUAAAAUAGGAAGAUAUCCACAAGUUUAUGAAGAUGUGUUAUGUUUUUCUACUGAGAUAUGUACAAGAGCAUUGCUUAUCAUAUGCUUUAUCAAACAUUUCUUGUGUUCCAUCUCAGAUAUUCUUGGUCCGCCGUGUUUUGCUCCAGGUGUUACUGGUCCAGUCAGCUAUACACGGGUAUAUUAGAGAGCACCUCACCUCAACUGCAUCAUGUUUUUCUCACUUCAUGUCCAGGAGCUUCUCUGGUGCUGCCUCACAGGAUGCUUGCAGAAACUAGUUCAGUCACUCUGAUGCAUGCACAAACCUAGAAGUGUGAGGAAAUUAACAACCCAUGAGGGCAUUCCUUGACCUUUGGGGAAUGAGAGAGAGAUGAUAAAUACUCCCUUCUUGUUCAAUGAGAUAAGAGCUAAUCCUAAAAGGUUCAGUAUGGAAAUGAAAAUUAUAAAAAAAUGAUUCACCCAACUAAAAAUAUUAAGAUGAAUUCUCAAAGUAAAAAACACAAUAAUGAAAUUAAUCACUCAACAGAUACAUUAAAAGCAGAUUAGAUACAACUAAAGAGGUAAUUAUUGAACUGGAAGAUAGGUUAGAAGAAACUAUACAGAAUGAGAUAAAGAGAGAAGAUGUUGAAAAAAAUAAAAGAGAGUUAGGAAAUAUGAACCAUAUAGUCAGGAAGUCCAACAUAUCUUUAACUAGUGUUCCAGAAAGAAAGGAAUGAGACAAUGGGGCUUAAACAAUAUUUGAAGAUAUAAAAGCUGAGAAUUUUCCAGAUACGACAAAAUACCUCAAUGCACAGAUUCAAGAAACCCAGAAAAUCUUAAACAUGACAAAUAAAAUCAAAUCCACAUAUCAUAGUAUACAAUCUCAUAGCGAAAUGGGAGGAAACCAAAAACAAACAGAAAAUGAUAAAAGCAAGCAGAAGAAACCAAAAAAAGAGAUUACCUUCAAAGGAAUAAAAGUUCAACUGAUAGCCAAUGUCUCAAUAGCAACAAUAGAAGCCAGAAGACAGUGUUUUCAAACUGCUGAAAGAUAAAGCUGCUAACAUGGAAUUCUAUACCCAGUGAAAAUAUCCUUCAAACAUGUAAGAAAAAUAAACAUUUCCAGACAAGCAAAAACAGGUAGUUCACUACCAGCAGACCUGUGCUAAAUACAAUUCUAAACGAUGUCAAUCAGGGAGUAAGUAAAUGAUCCCAGUUGGAGUGUUAGGGAUGCAGGAAGGAAUGAAGAGCAAAGAAAGUGGUAAAUAAAUAAGUAAAUCUAAAUGACCAUUUACUUUAUAAAACAAUAUUAAUAAC